Molecule: messenger RNA, 1411 nt
Organism: Trifolium pratense (red clover)
Lineage: Eukaryota; Viridiplantae; Streptophyta; Magnoliopsida; Fabales; Fabaceae
Product: xylan glycosyltransferase MUCI21-like
Exons: 3
Coding region: 44-1369 (441 amino acids)
Molecular function (GO): glycosyltransferase activity
Source: RefSeq, a predicted model, not a curated record
CCAACCUUGCUAUCAGGGUGUUGUGCCAAAACCUAGUCUAACCAUGUUGGAAGGAAAGACAUCAACAUUGUCAAUAACAGCUAUAUGGUUUUCCAUAUUGGGACUCAUCAUUAUUUUUCAGAUAAAUGUGGUGCGAGAUUCAACUAGGCUAAUGCUCUCAAUUUCAAAGUGGAAUUGGGAUUUCGAAGUUACUUAUAAUACUACGGUUAUCACGUGUGAUCGUUCUAAUGAAACUUAUGACAUAUGUACAAUAAACAGUCCAACACUUCUAGACCAAACUUCAUUGACUCUUUUUACAUUAGGUACUCAUACAAGGACUCAACCUUACAUCCAUAUGAAAAUUCAACCUUACCCUCUCAAAAAUGAUAAAAAGGCAAUAACCCUUGUUAGUGAAUUCACUCUCACAUCAGCUCCACCAAAAUCAUCUUGUGGUGUCACACAUCAUAGCCCAGCACUAGUGUUUAGUGUGGGUGGGUAUAGUGGUAAUUUCUACCACGAUAUAAAUGAAAUUUUCAUACCUAUCUUCAUAACCAUUAAUUCUUUAUCCAAUGGUCAAGAUGUAAUACUUGUGAUCACAGAUGUUAAACAUGGAUGGUUUGAAAAGUAUGUUGAUUUAUUAUCUACAUUUAGUCCUAACCACACGAUCAUCAACACAAGUAACCUAACAACCACUCAUUGCUUUCCAUCAGCAAUUGUAGGUUUGAUAAAGCAUGGACAAAUGAUCAUAAACCCAAAAUUGCUACCAAACCCUAAAACCCUCCUUGAUUUUCAUGGAUUCCUAAAAGGCGCAUAUAUGAAAAAGAACACUCCAUUACUAUUUCCCGACAAUAAGGGUAAGCCCAUUCUCACAUUGGUGAGUAGAAAGGGAAGUUAUAGCCGUGAGAUUUUGAACCAAGACGAAGUCAUCAAGUUAGCCGAAGAUGUAGGAUUUGAUGUACAUGUUUUGGAACCAUCAAUAAAUUUCCCUGUGGCUGAUGCUUUUAGGCUGAUACAUUCGAGCAAUGUAAUGUUAGGGGUGCAUGGUGCAGGUCUAACAAAUUUAGUGUUCCUUAGACAAGGAUCGGUAUUGGUUCAAGUGGUGCCUAUCGGACUUGAAUGGGCCUCGGAGACUUAUUAUAACAAACCAACUAAGCUUUUGGGGUUGGAUUAUGUAGAAUACAAAAUAGAGGCAAAUGAAAGUAGCUUGUCAUGGGAAUAUGGAGCUGAAAGCUUAGUUGUCAAGAAUCCAAAGGCUUUUCGUCAAGGAAAAUGGUCUAAGCAUCUAGUAUACUUGAAGGAACAAAAUGUGAAGAUUGAUAUAAUUAGAUUUAGAAAUUGUUUGACAACAGUAUAUGAAAAGGCCAAGAAAUUUAUCAAUAGUACUAGUUAGGUAGCUAGUUGGAUUUUUUUCUUAAAAUUUCAUCCUUCCCUU